Oncorhynchus mykiss (rainbow trout) is the source of this 788-nucleotide messenger RNA. Lineage: Eukaryota; Metazoa; Chordata; Actinopteri; Salmoniformes; Salmonidae. The record is from RefSeq and is a predicted model, not a curated record.
CUGCAUCGUCUGAGGAAUUGUCUGAGGAAGUUCAACGGAGAGGAGCAGAAAUUGCAAGCAUGUAUAAAGCACAGCUGAAAGAGAGGAUGGCCCAAAAGAGAAAGGAAGAGAUUCUGAAGAAAAUGGCAAACAACGAUGACAAGAACGAUGACACUGAGGCCUCCUGCUCCUCUGCAGUAAAACGAUCUAAUACCCCUGCCACAGCCCCCGAGCGCCCGGCCAGCCCAGAGGCCACGCCAGUGGCCGCCCGAGAAGACACUCAGGGGGACACCCAGCAGGACCUGGCAGAGGUUGUGAAUGUGCUCAAGAGGCAAUCAUCUGAUCUAUACCUGCCUGACGACGUUUGUGAGGAGUCACUCACAUGGAAAUCCAUUUACGAGGAGCUGUGCCCGCUCGCUCACAGAGUGAACACAGAAGCUGACUACAUCAAGGCGCUUCGCGUCAUCACUGAGAAUGCUGUGACUCCCUCGUGCUCGUCUGAGGAUGAUGUGUCUCAGAGUGUGAGUGAGGACACAAGUCAGGAGGGGAGUAGUAAAAGUGAGGAGAGCAUGAGUGGACAACAGCAGAAAUGUCUACACAGGGAUCCUUAUGGUAAGAGGGACAGGAAGGAGAUUGAUAGUGGUAAAAUGGAAGGGAGAUUUGCAACCGCCAAUGCAAUGUGUAUGAUGGCGAGCCGAGGGAUAGAAGAACUUAAUGCCAUGAGCUACGCAGACAGGAUCAAAUAUUUCAAGUAUGAGGCUAAGAUUGAAAGGAGGAAGGAAAAAGCCAGGGACGAAGAGCUCAAAAAG